GCACGUAGCUUUCUAUCGCUACUGUUUGGGUCAAUAAAAACUACAUUUCCCAGUCGUUACUGAAAAAAACAUUGAGUGUCGGUGCUCAUCCUUGAGCCGUGUCGAGAUUGGCUUUCUGCUACAUAUUGCAGAUAGACACCGGGCUAAUUAUAAUAUUUUUAUUUUUACUGGCGAUGUGAACGUGAUGUUGUGAGGACUCUGUAUGUCAUCCUUGCUGGGACUCAGCAUGGCGCCGGAGGAGGACAUAUACAGCCUGGAGGCGAAAUUUGCUGCAGCAGUUAAAGUGAUCCGGAGUUUACCUGAAGAAGGUCCUUUCCAACCGUCUGAUGAUAUGAUGCUAAUGUUCUACAGUUACUACAAACAGGCCACGUUAGGGCCCUGCAACAUUCCCAGACCAACAGGCUUCUGGGACUCACGUGGGAAAGCUAAAUGGGAUGCAUGGAGCUCUUUAGGAAAUAUGACAAGGGAGGAAGCCAUGAAGAAUUACAUUGAGGACAUCCAACUGAUUUUAGAGACCAUCCCCAUUUCAGAUGAAGUGUCCGACCUGGUGCAGAAACUUGGAAGCUUCUACACCGAAGUCGAAGAAGACGCCGAAGAGAAUGAGACAGAAACGAGACCCUUUACCAGACCUUUUACCAAACGGGAAGAUGAGCUGGAAAAGCCAUUUGAGAAACCAACAAUGGAAGGCAAGCUAUGGGAUCUAUGGGAUGAUAUACAAAACCCUCAAGAAACAGACAAAGAAAUGAGUGAUCUUUGUGUAAGUGUGGGUAGUGAAGAGAGUAAAGAAAGUAAUGAAUUCGAGAAAAGUGAGGAAGAGGACAAUGGUGAAGGAGGAUACAAUACAGAAGAUGAAGACGAGGAGGAGGAAACAGGCUGGAGUCCAGAUCCGAGGCGGCUGAUGGUGGAGGACAACAGGUGGACGGACACCAGGGGGUCCAACAGCAGCGUGGAGCCCAGUGGGUCGUCCUUCACCAACGGGACGCACAGCUCCCUCAACAGCGAGGUGGAAGAAGAGGAGCUGGGCUGUUCAUUAGAGCCCAGUGUGCAAUAUAACCCAUACCUACACCUAAACGGGCACCUGACUCCUACUGUUGCUGUUCCUGAGAAGAACUACAGAUCCACAGACUCAGAUAAUGAGGAAUUUUGUGAUUCAAUGGAGCAUCUGGCCAUGGAAGAGGUCUUAUCCACUUCAAAAGUCCAGUCACGUGGAUCUGGAGCUGCCUCCAUGAGGCAAAAUGAGCUGUGGUUCGAGAGCAACUCUACUCUGAACGGUGAAGAGGAUCAGCUCCUUGUGGAAGAUUCACUUUAUGAAGAUGGGAUUUCUACAUCCCAGUACAACAACACUUUAUCCAGAAGAGGGAGAGGGCCUCCGUCUCCCAGGCUGGUCUGCAGCUCACAGCUCUGUGUCAAUGUUGACGCUGCCUGUUGCUGUGUGUCGCAGAGCAGACAUGCUCUCAGUGUUUCCAGGGGAAACGUCAACGAGCAAAUAGCUACAGCCCUGCUGAGGCUUCAGCGUGACAUGGCCAGUGUACUGCACAGACUGCAAACUCUAGAGGUGCUCACACAGUCACGAUCAUCCUCUCCAAGGCAAGAAGAUCACCUGCCUGCUGCUCGAAAGUUCCCUAGACCGUCUUGGUGGCCUUUUGACUUCUCUCCACUCACAGUGGUGAUGACUGCACUCUGGCCUCUGUUUGCCCAUUGGCUCUUCCAUUUUUACUUACAGCGGAAGAGAAGGAAAAUCACCUGAAUUAACUCAGAAACUGGAUGUAAUUUAAAAUCCUGGUGAAAGAGUUGCACUUUCGUUUGACUUUUUCAAGCCAAUGCCACAGACAGGCUGUAAUGGCGCACUAGUAAAAUAUGGAAAGGCUGACCUGGAUAAAUACUGAAAGUGGUCAGAAAAGAGUUGAAAAGGAGCCUCAGCAGUAGAGUGUAGCACCUUGUGUGUUUUACAUACGAAAUAUUCCUGUUAUUAACACAGGCACAUUUGCUUGGUUAUAAUGAACUUAGAAUUAAGUGUUGGUCUCAUCACAAACCAUAAUGUUACACAAGAGUCUACAUUUAAUUUAUGAUCUUACAGUUUCUAAGGAUCUUUAAUGUUAAGAUGUUCUCCAUUUCCCAACAACUAUUCAUUUAUUGUUGGUACGUCGAGGUGUUCAUUUUAUAUUAAAUAACCUGUCAAAGUUCCUGUCGAUAAAACUUCUUGCCAUUCCUGUCUCUCCUUCUUUCUGCUUUUCUCGUGGAUCCUAUGAUAAAAGAGUAAUUACUUAAAACUAUUAAAACAAACCCUACAUAUUUACUGUCUGAAAUGUUUCAAGGGCAUAUGUUUUUAGACCAAAAAACAUGUAAGUUGACAUGUGGUUAUUUAUGUGUGUGUAUAUUUACUGUAUUUUAUAGCUUAAGUGCAAUGGUAUCAAAGAUACCACAUUACAUUUUGCAAAAAUAGAAAUCAAAUUGAUAUAUUUAAGCAGGGUUGUAUUGAUUACAAAUAUACUAUAGCUGUGAAGCAUUAGUUAAUGAAGCAAAUUUGUGUUUAUCAUGCAAUAAAAAAGAUCCUGAGAUGAA
Molecule: messenger RNA, 2562 nt
Organism: Sphaeramia orbicularis (orbiculate cardinalfish)
Lineage: Eukaryota; Metazoa; Chordata; Actinopteri; Kurtiformes; Apogonidae
Product: acyl-CoA-binding domain-containing protein 5-like
Exons: 14
Coding region: 203-1747 (514 amino acids)
Biological process (GO): pexophagy; fatty acid metabolic process
Cellular component (GO): peroxisome; cytoplasm
Molecular function (GO): fatty-acyl-CoA binding
Source: RefSeq, a predicted model, not a curated record